AUGGAAGUUUACUUGAAUUCCUUCUUGGACGUCCCUUUUAUAUUGUUUUAUCUUUGGAUUGGAAUGACAUUAUCACUGAAUCUUGAGGACCCCAAUGUUUGCAGCCAUUGGGAAAGUUAUUCAGUGACAGUACAGGAAUCAUAUCCACAUCCCUUUGAUCAAAUUUACUACACCAGCUGCACUGACAUCCUAAACUGGUUUAAGUGCACACGACACAGAAUUAGUUAUCGUACAGCCUAUCGGCAUGGAGAAAAAACUAUGUACAGACGUAAAUCCCAAUGUUGUCCAGGAUUUUAUGAAAGCAUGGAAAUAUGUAUUCCCCACUGUGCUGAUAAAUGUGUCCAUGGCCGCUGUAUUGCUCCAAACACCUGUCAGUGUGAGCCUGGCUGGGGUGGAACCAACUGCUCCAGUGCAUGUGACCGAGACCACUGGGGUCCUCACUGCAGCAGUCGCUGCCAAUGUAAAAAUGGAGCCUUAUGCAACCCUAUCACAGGAGCCUGCCACUGUGCAUCAGGCUUCAAGGGCUGGCGCUGUGAAGAUCGUUGUGACCAGGGCACCUAUGGGAAUGACUGCCACCAGAAGUGCCAGUGUCAGAAUGGAGCAACCUGUGAUCAUGUGACUGGAGAAUGUAGAUGCCCUCCUGGAUAUACUGGAGCCUUCUGUGAGGAUCUUUGCCCUCCUGGCAAGCAUGGGUCACAGUGUGAAGAGAGAUGCCCCUGCCAAAAUGGAGGAGUGUGUCAUCAUGUCACUGGUGAAUGCUCUUGCCCUGAUGGUUGGAUGGGCACAGUGUGUGGUCAGCCUUGCCCUGAAGGUCGCUUUGGAAAGAAUUGUUCCCAGGAGUGCCAAUGCCAUAAUGGAGGCACCUGUGACUCAGCCACAGGUCAAUGUCACUGCAGUCCAGGCUAUACUGGAGAACGGUGCCAGGAUGAGUGCCCAGUUGGGACAUUUGGAAUGCAGUGUGCCGAAAUUUGCCAGUGCAUGAAUGGUGGGAAGUGUUACCACAUCAGUGGAGCCUGUCUUUGUGAACCUGGCUACACUGGAGAGUACUGUGAGGCAAGGCUGUGUAACGACGGGAUCUAUGGCAUCAAAUGUGACAGAAAAUGCCCCUGCCAUUUGAAGACUACCCAUAGCUGUCAUCCUGUUUCUGGAGAAUGUUCUUGCAAACCAGGCUGGUCUGGACUCUACUGCAACGAAACCUGUGCACCUGGAUUCUAUGGGGAAUCCUGUCGACAGCUAUGUGGCUGCCAGAACGGUGCCGACUGUGACAGCGUGACAGGGAAAUGCUUCUGUGCGCCUGGAUUUAAGGAUGCUACUUGUUCUACUCCUUGUCCUCUAGGAACAUAUGGAAUAAAUUGUUCUUCUCAGUGCAACUGUAAAAAUGAUGCCACUUGUUCUCCGGUAGAUGGUUCCUGUACCUGCAAAGCAGGUUGGCAUGGUGUGGAUUGCUCCAUCAACUGUCCCAGUGGCAAGUGGGGCUUUGGCUGCAACUCAACCUGUGAAUGCCUGAACAGAGGAGCUUGCAGUGCUCUGGAUGGAACCUGUACAUGUGCUCCUGGAUGGCGAGGGGAAAAAUGUGAAUUUGCUUGCCAGGAUGGAACAUAUGGGCUGAACUGCAUGGAACGUUGCGACUGUAGUCAUGCUGAUGGCUGCCAUCCCACCACUGGCUAUUGCCACUGUCUCCCUGGAUGGUCAGGUAUUCAUUGUGACAGUGUGUGUGCUGAAGGGCGCUGGGGCCCAAACUGCUCCCUGCCAUGUCACUGCAAAAAUGGUGCAUCCUGCUCACCUGACGAUGGAAUCUGUGAGUGUGCACCAGGUUUCAGAGGCACCACCUGUCAAAGAAUUUGCUUACCUGGAUUUUAUGGACACCGUUGCAGCCAGAAAUGUCCUCAGUGUGUGCACAGCAGUGGACCCUGCCACCAUAUCACUGGACUGUGUGAUUGCUUACCUGGCUUCACAGGAGCUCUUUGUAAUGAAGUUUGUCCCAGUGGUAGAUUUGGAAAAAAUUGUGGGGGAAUUUGCACAUGUACCAACAAUGGAACCUGUAAUCCCAUUGACAGAUCUUGCCAGUGUUACCCUGGUUGGAUUGGCAGUGACUGCUCUCAGCCCUGCCCACCUGCGCACUGGGGUCCAAACUGCAUCCAUACAUGCAACUGCCACAACGGAGCCUAUUGCAGCGCCUAUGAUGGAGAAUGCAAAUGUACAGCAGGCUGGACGGGUCUCUACUGCACCCAGAGGUGUCCUCUGGGGUUUUAUGGAAAAGAUUGUGCGUUAACAUGCCAGUGUCAAAAUGGAGCCGAUUGUGACCAUAUCUCAGGACAAUGUACUUGCCGAACCGGAUUCAUGGGGAAACACUGUGAACAGAAGUGUCCCUCAGGAACAUAUGGCUACGGCUGUCGACAGAUAUGUGACUGUCUAAACAAUUCUACUUGUGACCACAUCACAGGAACUUGUUACUGCAGCCCAGGCUGGAAGGGUACAAGAUGUGAUCAAGCUGGUAUUUUAAUAGUUGGGAACUUGAACAGUUUAAGCCGAACAAGUACUGCUAACCCUGCAAAUUCUUAUCAGAUCGCAGCUAUUGCAGGCAUCAUUAUUCUUGUCCUGGUUGUGCUCUUCCUGCUGGCUCUGUUCAUUAUUUAUAGACACAAACAAAAGGAGAAGGAAUCAAAUAUGCCAGCAGUUACCUACACCCCUGCUAUGAGGGUCAUCACUGCAGAUUAUACUAUUUCAGAUACCCUUCCUCAAAGUAAUGCUGGAAGCACCAAUAAUCAUUAUUUUACCAAUCCAAGUUACCACACACUCACCCAGUGUUCUACAUCCCCUCAUGUCAACAACCAAAAUAGGAUGACGAUUGGAAAGUCAAAAAACAACCAGAUGUUUGUGAACAUAAAAAACAUGGAUCCUGGAAAGCGAGGGCCUGUUGUGGACUACACAGGGACACUCCCAGUAGACUGGAAACAUGGCGGCUUCCACAAUGAGCUUGGUGCUUUUGGACUUGAUAGAGAAUACAUGAGGAAAUCCUUAAAAGAUUUAGUAAAGAAUUCUGAAUAUAAUGCAAGCAGCUGUUCACUAAAUAGUUCUGAAAAUCCCUAUGCUACUAUUAAAGAUCCACCAAUACUCACACCCCAAAACUCAGAGAGUGGCUACGUGGAAAUGAAGUCACCAGUACACAGAGACUCUCCAUAUGCUGAGAUCAGUAGCUCAGCUUCAGCCAAUAAGAAUGUCUAUGAAGUUGAACCCACAAUGAUUAUUGUACAAGAAGUAUUAAGCAAUAAUGGACCUCUCAGCCAGGAUCCAUAUGACCUUCCAAAGAACAGCCACAUUCCAUGUCAUUAUGAUUUACUACCAGCUCGAGACACUUCAUCAUCUCCUAAGAAAGAAGUCAGUAGCAGCAGCAGCAGUGAAUGAUGAUAUUUUAUUGGACAUGGUAGAACAUUUUUAAGAACUCUAAUUCUCCUCCUCCUUGUAAUUUGUCACCUUAUUUUGGAUGCUGAUCAAUGUGAUAGACAGAUGCUAAAAAUAUUAACCAAGAAUCUCACCAUUUUAUAUUUGUUGAAGGUGCUUAGUAGGUGACAUACAGACUGAGGAGAUGCUAGUGUUCUCACUUGUGACUCUUGAUCUUAGCUCCACAAGAAGCACGUUGACAACAUAACACACAAUCUAAAAGCACUCAUUUGCAGAUGAACUUCACACAGAAAUUUCAGUGAGCACAGAAUACACACUCUGUCUC
Messenger RNA from Trichosurus vulpecula (common brushtail), 3727 nucleotides. RefSeq names its product multiple EGF like domains 10 (gene MEGF10). Gene Ontology annotation, molecular function: scavenger receptor activity; protein binding. The coding region runs from base 1 to 3405 and encodes 1134 amino acids. The transcript is spliced from 24 exons. The record is from RefSeq and is a predicted model, not a curated record. Lineage: Eukaryota; Metazoa; Chordata; Mammalia; Diprotodontia; Phalangeridae.